Molecule: messenger RNA, 471 nt
Organism: Aureobasidium melanogenum CBS 110374
Lineage: Eukaryota; Fungi; Ascomycota; Dothideomycetes; Dothideales; Saccotheciaceae
Exons: 3
Coding region: 1-471 (156 amino acids)
Source: RefSeq, a predicted model, not a curated record
AUGCAUGCACUUCUGACUCUUCUUGCCAUCGCAGUCGCGCUAUUGACUGGAGUCAAGGCCGUUCCUCACCAAAAACGUCUUGCCGAGAGCCAGCCCUGGCACAUCACCAAUCUAUCCAUUUUCAUAGCCUCCAAUGACUCCACAAACAAUUCGAUAUCUUUCAACUUAGUCGACAACAAUAUCGGUCUGCAAGCAGAAACAACUUGCUCACGCUCUGCACUCGGCUCCGUAGAAGAUGCAAACAGCUUCUAUCCUUGUGCCAAUAACAGCUUCAAUUUCAGAUGGGAUGGUACGACUCUGCGUAUGCAAAGAUUGUAUACAGAUACGAGUGUUGGACCAUGUCCCCAGUAUUGUUCCGUCACGGUCUACGGCAAUGGAACACCUAACCUCACUCUCGAGUACCUCAACAAAGACGGACUAGGCACUCACCAAGAUGCCCUUGACAUUCCUAUAACCGAAAUGGCCGCCUGA